ACAGACAGAAAGAACUGAACAAGCAAACGGUGCGAUGGAACAACCCCUAGCUGCAGCCCGGAGGAGGCCUCCGGCGGCCGCGGCCGCGCCUGCGCCGCCUCGAAUCCUCCCCCUCCUGUUUCUCCUCACGCUCGCCUUGUCCUCCUGUGGCGCGGCUGCCGCUUCCGGGGCUCCGGUCGGAGAGGAUUACGUCCGGCCGCCGGCCCGAAACUUCGGCGCUCAGCGCAAGGCCCUCCUCGGCCUCUUCCCCUGGAGCAAGAAAAAGACCUCCUCUUCCGCUUCCGAUCCCCAGCAGGUUCAUGUUUCGCUAUCAGGAGAGAAGCACAUGAGAAUUACAUGGGUCACAGAUGAUAACUCUGUCCCUUCAGUUGUGGACUAUGGAACUAAAGCCAGCACAUACACAUCCUCAUCUCAUGGAGAAAGCACAUCGUACAGCUACUUAAUGUAUAGCUCAGGAAAGAUCCACCAUGUUGUUAUUGGACCUCUCGAAGACAACACGAUAUACUACUACCGAUGCGGAGGACAAGGUUCAGAGUUCCAACUUAAGACACCUCCUUCUCAAUUUCCGUUGUCAUUGGCUGUUGUGGGAGAUCUUGGGCAAACCAGUUGGACGACAUCAACACUAAACCACAUUAAGGAAUGUGAAUAUGAUAUGCUUUUACUUCCUGGUGAUCUUUCUUAUGCUGAUUUUAUGCAACAUUUGUGGGAUUCCUUUGGUACGUUGGUGCAACCACUUGCUAGCACCCGGCCCUGGAUGGUGACACAAGGCAACCAUGAAAAGGAGAGCAUACCAUUUUUUAAGUCUGGAUUUCAAUCAUAUAAUGCACGAUGGAAGAUGCCUUAUGAAGAGAGUGGAUCCAAGUCAAAUUUGUACUACUCAUUCGAGGUUGCAGGGGUGCAUGCUAUAAUGUUAGGUUCUUAUACAGAUUAUGAUGAGAGUUCAGAUCAGUAUGCUUGGCUUAAGGCUGAUCUUGCUAAUAUAGAUAGAAAGAGGACACCAUGGCUCAUUGUGUUGUUCCACGUGCCAUGGUAUAAUAGCAACUUUGCUCAUCAGGGUGAAGGUGACAGUAUGAUGAGUGCAAUGGAGCCAUUGCUAUAUGCUGCUAAUGUAGAUAUUAUGAUCGCAGGUCAUGUGCAUGCCUAUGAACGUUCGGGGCGGGUCUACAAGGGUGGACUUGAUCCAUGUGGUGCCGUGCAUAUAACUAUCGGGGAUGGUGGUAACCGGGAAGGCUUGGCCCAAAGGUACCAUAAUCCCAAACCAUUUUGGUCGGUCUUCCGGGAAGCAAGCUUUGGGCAUGGCGAGCUAAAGAUUGUUAACUCCACACAUGCUCACUGGACAUGGCACAGGAAUGAUGAUGAAGAACCAGUAAAAACAGAUGACGUGUGGAUAAAUUCACUGUAUGGUUCACAGUGCAUCCAGGACAGCAGCCCUGAGUUCCGGAAAAUCCUGAUGUCUCCUUGAGAACACCUACACAAGUAACACAAUCAUAUAUGGUUGAGUAACAUAGUUUGGGAAGUGUUUGCCAUGUACCGUAUAUAUGUGUGUACAACUGUUUGGUAAACACAAUCUGAUGAGGCUUUUUGCUCUAUAUUGUAGUAUACUGGUUAACCGGGAGUUGCUGUUUGUAUCAGUAUAUUAGUGUGUAACCAUUCUAUAUAACUACAAUGUUGAAGCUAAGUGAAAAUGAUACCUUACUCA
This is a messenger RNA of Lolium rigidum, 1699 nucleotides long. Its product is annotated as purple acid phosphatase 18. The transcript has 5 exons. The record is from RefSeq and is a predicted model, not a curated record. Gene Ontology annotation, molecular function: metal ion binding; acid phosphatase activity. The coding region runs from base 35 to 1462 and encodes 475 amino acids. NCBI's taxonomy places the organism in Eukaryota, Viridiplantae, Streptophyta, Magnoliopsida, Poales, Poaceae.